Messenger RNA from Botrytis byssoidea, 429 nucleotides. RefSeq lists its product as uncharacterized. Gene Ontology annotation, cellular component: mitochondrial inner membrane. The transcript has 3 exons. The record is from RefSeq and is a predicted model, not a curated record. The coding region runs from base 1 to 429 and encodes 142 amino acids. Gene Ontology annotation, biological process: pyruvate import into mitochondria. Lineage: Eukaryota; Fungi; Ascomycota; Leotiomycetes; Helotiales; Sclerotiniaceae.
AUGGCUGCGUUGGUCAAAGCUAUUAAUGCGAAGAUUCGUAGUAACCCUGCGGUUAGCUAUGUUUGUUCUACUCAUUUCUGGGGUCCAGUCUCCAACUUCGGUAUUCCCAUCGCCGCAGUAAUGGACACGCAAAAGAGUCCUGAUUUGAUUUCGGGCAAAAUGACUUUGGCACUUUGCAUUUACUCAGCAACCUUCAUGCGCUACUCCCUCGCUGUCACACCACUUAAUCCUCUUCUCUUUCUCUGCCACUUCGUAAAUGAAGGCGCACAACUCACACAGGGAUACAGAUGGAUGCAAUACCAUCGAUGGGGAGGUAAAGAGGCCGAAGCCAAGGCAAAGAUUGGAACUGGAGUAGAGGGUGUUAAGGAGAGUGUCGUGGAGGUUGUGAAGAAGGCUGAGGCAAAGGUUGAGAAGGCCGUUGGAAAAUAA